AUGUUUCCACUCUAUUUUCAUUACGAAGAUGUAUCACGUCAGGAUCCGUUGCUCAAACCGAAUCACGCCAACGUUAUGGAAGUUCCUGGAUCGUGUGAAAUAAGAGUAGUACCAAAGGCACCCUAUGAUUUCAUAAUCAAAAAUGGAAAAUUGGCUAUGGAGAUUCCGCGCGGUCAGAAAUUCAUACAGACAGAAAGGGGUUCGACAGGAAAGUCGUUUCGAUCCAAUCCAUUCUUGGGGUCAAAUAAAGACAAAGGAUAUGUCAGUGACCUAGCACGACAAAGCACUCUCCGAGGGCAUGGAAUGUCUAAUUUUUCGGUCAGAAUCUCGACAGUAAUGUCUCUGUUAGAUUCUCCGGUCGAAAUACGGGAAAACUCCAUUCAAUUCUCGAUGGAAACGGAGUUUUGCGAAUUCUCCCCGGAACUGGAAGAUCAUUUCGAGAUUUUCGAACAUAUUCGAGGGUUCAAUGUGACUAUUGUAACUUCGGCCAACACACAAGAUGAGACUUUACCACCGUGGAGCGGCUUUUUGCAAAAAGAUGAGGGGGAAACUCAGUAA
Molecule: messenger RNA, 558 nt
Organism: Cannabis sativa
Lineage: Eukaryota; Viridiplantae; Streptophyta; Magnoliopsida; Rosales; Cannabaceae
Source: the annotation of a RefSeq genome assembly